AUGGAUCAGCAGGGUCAGCAAUCCGCUCCGCAGGGGCCCUCAGGGCGUCGUCUGCACAUCGCCCAUCGACGCAGUCCCUCGGAGAUGACCCCUCUGAUGAGUGAGUCCUUCCCGCCGCCUUCCACGUGAUAGUAGCUGCAUUAUCCGUUUCUUUCUUCCAUCCAUCAUCGCUGACAUGGCUCAUCAGUGGAACAACUCGCUCUUGCCCAGCAGAUAGAGAUGCUCCAGCAGCAACAACAGCAGAUCGCUGCCACGCAUCAGCAAUACGUCAAUAUGGGCAUGAUCCCACAGCAGCAACAGCUCCCCAACCAAUUCCAGCAAUUGCAGAGUCAGAUGCAGAACCUCAACGUUUCACCCAAUCCUCAGGCAUUCCAAUUCCCUCAGCCACAGCAGGUGGGUCAACAACAUCUUGGUGUUCCCAUGGGUGGUAUGGGACAGCCUUCUGCCCACCGAAGAAAUCAAUCUGCCAUGCCGAACAUGGGCAUGGGCAGCAUGGGGCCGCCUCCUGCACCAUCAUCCGGUGCUGCCGGCUCGGGUUUUGCCGACUUUGGGAACUUCGGUGCUGGACAUAGCAGGAACGAGAACAGCGCACCGAGCCGUGGAAGAGGUGGUGGUAGCUCAGGGGGACACACCCGCAGACACUCUCUUGCUCUACCUGAGGCAAAGAAAGCCGCCGAGCUCGCAGAGGCCAAACGGAAGUCUAGCGGCUUCCAGUUCCCCAACCCUGGAGCUGGCAACGGCUCUCCGUCUGCCACCAAUCGCUCGGUGAGCCCGGGUCAGGCAGCGGACGCAAGCCAACAGGCACCAAGCAGUGCGCCACGAGGCGGCAUGGGCGGUCGUGGUCAUGGUCGAAGCCAGAGCAUGGCCGUUGGUGGCCGUGGCAUGGCACAGAGCACUCGCGGCGGUCCUGCCGGUUUCCAGUUCCCGCCACCCCAGGCGACCAACGAUGGAGGCGCCAACAACCAGACUGAGCUGGGUCGUCGUGGGAGCCAAGGACACGGUCGGACCGGAUCCCGCAACUUCGAAGGAAACUGGCGGAAUCCCAAUAACAACAAUCAGAAUGCUACUGGAAAUGAUAUGCAGAGCAACAUGGGCAACUUUCAGAUGAACCAGCACGCCAGCGCUCAGCCGUUCCAGCCCGGCCAUAGGGCUCGCGGCUCUAUGAACAACCAAUCUGUCAGCUCCAUCCAGGGCUUCCAGUACCAGCCGCAGCCGCAGCUAAUGCAACUACCGCAAGGCCAAGUCCUCGUUCAGCAACCCGGCAUGUUUGGUAAUCAGCCACUGAAUGCCCUUCAGCUUGCACAAUUGCAAGCUUAUCAGCAGGCGGGCAUCCCAGCACCCAGCCUGGCUCAGCUCACUGGUCAGCACAACGCUCCCCACAUGGGAAUGCAGCAACAACAGCAGCAGCGCAAGACACUGUUCACGCCGUACCUGCCUCAGGCAACACUCCCCGCUCUGCUCGCUGAUGGCCAACUUGUUGCUGGUAUUUUGCGCGUCAACAAGAAGAAUCGCAGCGACGCAUAUGUGACCACGACCGAUCUUGACGCCGACAUCUUCAUUUGUGGAAGCAAGGACCGUAACCGAGCGCUGGAAGGCGAUCUGGUUGCGGUCGAGUUGCUCGACGUUGAUGAGGUGUGGGGUCAGAAGCGCGAAAAAGAAGAAAAGAAGAAGCGCAAGGACGUGACCGACCAGCGUGGUGGCAGCGUCACUGCUGUCAACGACGCGACAACUCAGCCUGAGAGCUCUUCUGCUGCCGAGGGCGGCAUUCGCAGGCGAGGAAGCUUGAAGCAACGUCCCACGCAGAAGAAGAACGACGAUGUCGAAGUCGAAGGCCAGUCCCUCCUGCUCAUGGAGGAGGAUGAGAUCAACGACGAGCAGAAGCCACUGUAUGCUGGCCACAUCGUCGCGGUGAUUGAGCGCGUCGCCGGCCAAAUGUUCUCCGGCACCCUCGGCUUGCUGCGUCCAAGCAGCCAGGCUACCAAGGAGAAGCAAGAGGCUGAGCGUCAGGCCCGCGAGGGUGGUAACGCCAACCAGAGGCUCGAACGCCAACAGGAGCGUCCCAAGAUUGUCUGGUUCAAGCCCACCGACAAGCGUGUCCCACUCAUUGCAAUUCCGACUGAGCAGGCCCCGAAGGACUUCGUUGAUCGCCAUCAGGAGUACGCCAACAAGAUCUUUGUCGCUUGCAUCAAGCGCUGGCCCAUUACCAGUCUUCACCCAUUCGGUACUUUGGUUGAACAACUUGGCGACACCGGCGACCUUAAGGUGGAAACCGAUGCCUUGCUGCGCGACAACAACUUCGGUCCAGAUGACUUUUCCGACGCCGUCAUCAAGAACGUCGGCUACGAAGACUGGUCUGUGGCCAACGACGGGGACGCUGCGCUCGAAGGCCGCCGCGACCUGCGCGCUGAGCAGACUUUCACCAUCGAUCCAAAUGGUAGCAAGGAGCUUGACGAUGCUAUCCAUUUCAAAGAGCUCGCAGACGGCCAAGUCGAGGUCGGCAUGCACGUCACGGACGUGGCACACUUCGUCAAGGCAAAUUCGCUUGUCGAUCGCGAGGCCAAGAAGCGAGGUACUGGCGUCUAUUUGAUGAAUAGGACUGUCAACAUGUUGCCACCUAAGAUUGCAAACGACAUCUGCUGCCUCAUGCCAGGAGAGGACCGCUACACAGUCUCGGUGGUCUUCAAGAUCGACGCUGCUACUGGCCACGUCAUCGACGAUGCCACCUGGGUUGGCAAGUCCAUCAUCAAGAGCUCUGGCAAGUUGUCGUACGAGGAGGUCGACGCUGUUAUCAAUGGCUCCGACACUUCUGCGCUCGGCGAGGAGCGUUCUAAGCAAAUCUUGAUGCUCCAUUCUAUCACGCAGAAGUUCCGACAAGCUCGGUACUCCAGCGAUGAGACCGUCAUUCCACCGCUCCGCCUUCUCUAUCAGCUGGACGAUGAGAAUGUCCCCGUUGAGCACAACAUCUUCGACUCGAGCCCAGCGCAUGAGAUGAUCGAGGAGCUGAGCCACAAGACGAAUGCUCUGGUGGCUCAGAAGAUCUUCGCCGGAUUGCAAGAUCGCGCCUUGCUGCGCCGCCAAGCUUCGCCUAAUCCCAGGCGCCUGCGGACCUUCGCGGAACGCAUGACCAACCUUGGCUACGAGAUCGACAUUUCCAGCUCUGCUUCGCUGCAGAACAGCCUUUUCCGUAUCGAGGACGACGAGAUUCGCAAGGGUAUGGAAACCUUGGUCGUCAAGGCCAUGGGCCGUGCGAAGUACGUUGUGCCCGGCAGAUUGCCUGACUCUGACUUGGGCCACUUCGCACUCAACCUGCCGCUCUAUACGCACUUCACCAACCCGUCUCGUCGCUAUGCGGACGUCAUCGUCCAUCGCCAACUCAAAGCCGUCUUGUCCAAUGGCACGGUCGAGUUUGGGGAAGACGUGGAAUCCCUGAACAAAACCGCUGAAAGCUGCAAUACCAAGAAGGAUUCCGCCCACAGCGCUCAGGAGCAGAGCGUCCACAUUGAGUCCUGCCGCAGGAUGAACAGACUAUCCGAGGAACAGGGCGGCGAUCUCAUCUCUGUCGGCAUUGUGGUGUGUGUCUACGAAUCAGCCUUCGAUGUGCUGAUUCCGGAGUACGGCUUCGAAAAGCGCGUGCACUGUGACCAGCUUCCUCUAAAGAAAGCUGAAUUCGACAAGAACUCUCGUCUCCUGGAGCUCUACUGGGAGAAGGGUGUGCCUUCUUCAGCCUUCGUUCCGGAGGAUGAACGUCCGCAAGCGAAGGGCCAUCGACCGACGAACAGUACUUUCGCACGCGAAGCUGCUGCGAAGCAAAAGGAGGCUCAGGAGGCCGAUCGCAAGGCGAUGAAUACUGGCUCGAUCGAUGCACAGGACGUCGAUGCGCUCUUCGAUGAUGACGACGACAACGCUUCAGAAGCCACCGACAACGCAGCAGGUGUGGCUCUGAACGGGGAGCGUGGCACGCAGAGCGGUCCCCCAUCGCCCACCCGCAAUGGACUCGCCCCUCAACGAUCGAAGUCUGACUCUCGCGUUCUGAACAACAACUCCGGGCCAGAGGCCAAGCUGAGCAACAAGGAUAAGUACCUUGGCUUGUUCACGUUGAGAGAACAGAACGGCGAUUACAUUCAGGACGUAAAGGAGAUGACUAGAGUUCCUGUGCUGUUAAAGACGGAUCUCACCAAGAGCCCACCGUAAGUCGUCAUUCGUCCAAAACUUUGUGACAGCCACUAACUCGAAACAGUUGCUUGACAAUCCGCUCUUUGAACCCUUAUGCUUUGUGA
Messenger RNA from Lecanosticta acicola, 4277 nucleotides. The record is from the annotation of a GenBank genome assembly. Lineage: Eukaryota; Fungi; Ascomycota; Dothideomycetes; Mycosphaerellales; Mycosphaerellaceae.